AUGGAGGAAAAGAAAGAAGAAAACAAUCAAAAUAACGGGGGCACAGCCGAAGAGCCUCGACUGGAGAAUGACAAUGCGGUCUCGAUAACACCGGCAUCAGAGCGUCCGACUGACCAACACUCACCGGCGCUUGUUGAAAAGCUCGCAACCCCUCUACCUCAAGGUCAGCCUACCCCUGGCCCCACCGGCGUUGAACAGGGCGAGAGACAACGCGAGCCCGGCGUCCUGGUCGAUGGAGACGAGACUCAGAACCAACCCCCAUACAGCGUGUUCAACGCCUGGGAGAAACGCUUCAUCGUCUUCAUGGUGGCGCUUGCCAGCUUCUUCUCGCCCGUCAGCGCCAACAUCUACUUUCCGGCCCUCAACACCCUUGCUCAGGACUACCGCGUCUCGACGACGCUCAUCAACCUGACCAUCACCGUGUACAUGAUCUUCCAGGGGCUUGCGCCCUCAUUUACGGGCUCGCUGUCGGACAAUAUCGGCCGGCGCCCGUUGUACAUCGUCUGCUUCGUCAUCUACAUCGGGGCCAAUAUCGGCCUCGCUCUGCAGCACCAGUUCGCGGCCCUCAUGGUUCUCCGGUGUCUCCAGAGCUCCGGUAGCAGCGGCACAAUCGCCCUCGGCAAUGCCGUCGUCUCCGACAUAGCUAGCCCGGCGGAGCGUGGAGCCUACAUCGGGUACGUUUCCCUGGGCGGUGUGGUUGGAGUAUCCCUGGGCGCCGUUCUCGGCGGGAUCCUCAGCGACUUUCUGGGUUGGCGAUCCAUCUUCUGGUUCCUCGUCAUUUGCGCUGGCGUCGUCAUCAUUCUCAUCGCGCUAUUCCUGCCGGAAACGGCACGCGCGGUCGUCGACAACGGCUCCACCAGCCCUCCCAACUGGAACCUUUCCCUCUGGGACCUGCUCCCAUCCCUCAGACACAGGCGAGCCACCGCGCCAAACACAACCCACCCAACCACCACCCCCAAAAGCCGCGACUUCGUCAACCCCAUCAUGACGCUGCGCAUCUGCGCCGACAAGGAAGCCGGGAUCGUGCUCGCCGCCAACGGGGUCCUGUUCGCGGGGUACCUGGCCAUGGUCAGCGCGAUCCCGUCGCAGUUCCAGCAGCUGUACGGCUUCGACGACCUGCACAUCGGCCUGUGCUUUAUCCCGGGGGGCGUCAGCGCCGCCCUCUCGGCCAUCGCCGUCGGCUACGCGGUCGACUGGAACUUUGCGCGCCACGCCCGCCGCCUGGGCCUCAGCGCGCAGCAGGCCAAGCAGAUGAACCGCGACCUGGGCGGUUUCCCCAUAGAGAGCGUGCGCUGCGAGGUGGCGCUGCCGAUGUUGGUGCUGGCCAGCGUCUCGUUUAUUGUGUAUGGAUGGCUGCUGGCGUAUCGGGCUAGCGUGGCCGGGCCGCUGGUUCUGUUGUUAUUUGCGUGUUUUGGGGUGAACGGCUUUUUUACCGUCCUUAGCGUCUUGAUGGUGGAUGUAUAUCCGCAGGCGCCCGCGACCGCGACGGCGGCCAACAACCUGGUGCGGUGCUGGCUUGGGGCGGGCGCGUCGGCCGUGAUCAUUCCAAUGAUUGAUGCUAUGACGAGCGGGUGGGCGUAUACGUUUAUUGCGUUGGUAUACCUCCUGCUGGCGCCCCUGCUCUGGGUUAUCAUGCGCUGGGGUCCGGCGUGGCGGGCGGCACGUAUUGCGCUGGAAAAGGCGCGGGAAUCGAGUGGCCUAGACGUGGAGGCAUGA
Molecule: messenger RNA, 1716 nt
Organism: Chaetomium globosum CBS 148.51
Lineage: Eukaryota; Fungi; Ascomycota; Sordariomycetes; Sordariales; Chaetomiaceae
Exons: 1
Coding region: 1-1716 (571 amino acids)
Biological process (GO): transmembrane transport
Molecular function (GO): transmembrane transporter activity
Source: RefSeq, a predicted model, not a curated record